AUGCGACAUGCCUCAAGCGACUUUGUGCACGCUAAUCUAUUCAUAGGGCUGUAUGGCUUCGAUGUGCGCGGCCCCUCUGCAUUCCCCAUUCUCCAGCAACAUUAUUGGUCAAAUGUCUUAAGCAUAUUGAGAGAUCGGGUUGGAGCUGAAGUCAUCGUGACUGCAGUACCAAGGUAUGUGGGCAUGGACAGAAUCUUGAGCAGAAAAGCUCCUGGGCGAGGAAUCAAUUUCAUGGCACACUCAAUGGGCGGACUUGACUGUCGGCACUUGAUCACCCACAUCAAGCCGGCAGAGUACACACCGCUGUCUCUGACAACUAUUGCGACCCCUCAUCGUGGUAGUCCGUUUAUGGACUGGUGUAGGGAGAACAUUGGCAUCGGACGGCUCCGUCAAAAAGAGCUAGCCGCCCUUGCCGCAGAAGCAUCAUCAGAGAAGGACGCUCCAAACGCAGUCCCUCUGAAGGCUUCACAGGACGCAAGGGAGAAAACACCAACGCCCAAGUCGACGCUGUCAUUGGCGUCGCUCCCAUCCUCAUUCACGACGCUAUUGCUAUCUCUCCUCGACUCGCCAGCAUAUGCGAACCUUACGUCCACAUACCUCAACACGAUAUUCAAUCCGAAUACUCCGGACCAUCCAUCGGUGAAGUAUUUCAGCAUAGCAGGGCGGAUCGCCAACCUCAACAUAUGGCAUCCGUUGUGGCUGCCAAAGAUGGUGCUUGACGGGUAUGAGGAGCGUGAGCGCGAGCGAUCACGGAGAGAGGGGGACUCGCGGUGGGCCCAGCAAGAGGAGUGGGGCAACGACGCGCUCGUCACGAUCCAGAGCGCGCGCUGGGGCCAGUUUCUAGGUGUCCUCGAGGGCUGCGAUCACUGGGACAUGCGUGGCGCGCGGGGAAUCGAGGUGGACCUCCCCUCCGUAUCAGUGCCGGGGCUGAAUAUACUGGGCGGAAGCAAGGCGAAGGAUGACAAGCAGAAGGAGGCAGGCGACGGAUGGAAUCUUACGGACUGGGGCCGGUUCGUGCGUGCAUGGAAGCGAGAGGAGAAGGCGGCGGCGAAAAGCGCAGGCGUGGGUGUAAGUGAGCAGAAGAAUCAGGAGGCAAAGGCGCGCGAGCUGCUCGGCGCUCAGGCAGGCGCGGAGAAGGAACAAGCGGAUGAGGUGCUCAAAUCGUCGACAGAUAAGCUGUCAGCAGUGUUCGACUGGAUUGUCGAACAGGUACCAUCUCCGCGCGCUCUGGGAACGUCGUCCAAUGCCUCAGAGCGUGAGCACAAGCGUGCGCCACCAGAACCAAAGGCAGGUAGAGAGAGAAACGAGAAGCAGGCCGAGAAGAGUGAUUUAGCAACUAAGAUGGACUUAGAGAGAUUCUACGUCGCCCUGUGUAGGAAACUGUACGACGAAGGACUGUAA
Molecule: messenger RNA, 1401 nt
Organism: Postia placenta MAD-698-R-SB12
Lineage: Eukaryota; Fungi; Basidiomycota; Agaricomycetes; Polyporales; Adustoporiaceae
Exons: 3
Coding region: 1-1401 (466 amino acids)
Molecular function (GO): triacylglycerol lipase activity
Source: RefSeq, a predicted model, not a curated record